GCAAAGGGUUGGGGAGAAGUCGCCUUCCACUUUCGUCUGACAUUCCACCUCUGUAAACCUUUUUACAGUAAAUUCCCCGUGGUACCCUCAAUCUUCUACCUAAAUCCCACAGCCUGUCUCCCUUCCCUCUCAUCGCCGAGAAUUUCUAUAUACACAGCACACCCCACACUUGAAAAACCCACCAAAAAGACAGCAUUUUUUCCUCUCUCUCUCUCUCUCACAUAAACACACACUGUCUGCUUCCUCGACAUGGGUUUUUGCUGAAGCGGGUGUUUGAUUGUAUUCUGAGAGAUCUUUGUCGGCUUGCGUGUUCCUGUUAUGCCUGGAAUUGUUAUGGAUGGGAUUCAUGAGGAUGGGGCAGUGAAUGGUGAUGGGAAUGAUAUGGCUUGUAAAGAAAAUCCGGUGGCGAAUAACUCUCCUGCCCGCAGUUUGACUCCGGAAGGUCCUCAGAAUGACGACAGAGGAGAUAAUGUUGCAGGGGUGGUGGAUACCUCAAUUGACCAGCUUUAUGAAAAUGUGUGUGAGAUGCAGAGUUCUGAUCAAUCCCCGUCGAGGCCUAGUUUUGGAUCUGAUGGAGAGGAGUCUCGGAUUGAUUCGGAGUUGAGGCAUCUGGUGGGAGGAGAGAUGAGGGAGGUGGAGAUAAUCGAAGAGGACGCAGAGUUGCAGAAGCCGGAAAGUGGUGAUUAUCACAGUGAUUCUGGUUCCAAGAAGGAGAGUUCGUCCACAGGAAAGCUUGAUAACUCCAAAUCUGCUGGUGCAAGUAGCCCUUCUGCACAGUUAAAGAAAGUUUCUAACCUACAGUUGGAACCUGAAACUUCUUCAAAAUCAAGCCCAAAGAGCAAAAGUCCGGUGAAACCUCCCAUUGGUAGGCGGAGUGAGAAGAAUGCUAAAAAAACAACAGGUGGGGGUGUCCCGUUGAAGAAAUACAGGAAUUCAGCUGCCGGAGGUCUGAAAUUGCAGAACGGAACAGAGGAUGGGUUGGACAAUCCUGAUCUGGGGCCAUUUCUGCUCAAGCAAGCUAGGGAUUUGAUAUCUUCUGGGGAUAAUCCCCGGAAAGCUCUUGACUUAGCUCUACGUGCUGCAAAGUCAUUUGAGAAAUGUUCUGAUGGGAAGCCGAGUUUAGAUGUAGUCAUGUGUUUACAUGUCACGGCUGCAAUAUACUGUAGCUUAGGCCAGUAUGCAGAGGCCAUUCCAGUUUUGGAGCACUCGAUUGAGAUUCCCUUGAUCGAGGAAGGACAAGAUCAUGCCCUUGCAAAAUUUGCUGGUUAUAUGCAGCUAGGGGAUACUUAUGCUAUGUUGGGUCAGCUUGAGAAUUCGAUCUCAUCUUACACGACUGGUUUGGAAGUCCAAAGACAAGUUCUUGGAGAUAAUGAUCCACGAGUUGGCGAGACUUGUAGGUACUUGGCUGAAGCUCACAUCCAAGCAAUGCAGUUUGACGAAGCUCAGAAGCUUUGUCAGAUGGCUCUCGACAUACUUUCGCCUGCUUCUCUUGAAGAGGCAGCAGACAGAAGACUCAUGGGGAUGAUCUGUGAGUCAAAGGGCGAUCAUGAAACUGCACUCGAGCAUCUUGUGUUGGCCAGCAUGGCCAUGGUGGCCAAUGGGCAGGAAGCAGAAGUGGCAUCUGUUGAUCUCAGCAUCGGGGACACGUAUCUGUCUCUUAACAGAUAUGACGAGGCUAUUUUUGCUUACCAAAAGGCACUUACAUCCCUCAAGUCCACCAAAGGCGAAAAUCAUCCUGCUGUUGCUUCUGUUUUUGUUCGUCUGGCCGACUUAUACAACAAGACGGGAAAGUUUAGGGAUUCAAGAUCCUACUGUGAGAAUGCCCUCCGAAUUUAUGAAAAGCCCAUACCCGGGAUCGCCCCAGAGGAAAUUGCCAGUGGUCUCACCGAUAUCUCUGCCAUAUACGAGUCAAUGGAUGAGCUUGAACAGGCACUAAAGCUGCUGCAGAAGGCGCUAAAAAUAUAUAACGAUGCUCCUGGUCAGCAGAACACAAUUGCCGGUAUUGAAGCUCAAAUGGGAGUUAUGUACUAUAUGAUGGGAAACUACUCUGAGUCCUACUCCUCAUUUAGAAGCGCAACUACAAAGCUUCGAGCUAGUGGAGAGAAGAAAUCAGCUUUCUUUGGUAUCGCACUUAACCAAAUGGGCCUAGCUUGCGUUCAGCGAUAUGCAAUUAAUGAGGCCGUAGAUCUAUUUGAAGAAGCAAGGGCCAUAUUGGAGCAAGAAUACGGACCGUAUCAUCCUGACACACUUGGAGUCUACAGCAACCUUGCCGGAACCUAUGAUGCUGUUGGCAGACUCGAUGAUGCUAUUGAAAUUCUUGAAUUUGUUGUCGGAAUGAGAGAGGAAAAGCUCGGGACAGCAAAUCCAGACGUUGAUGAUGAGAAGAAGAGGUUGGCAGAACUACUAAAGGAGGCGGGCAGGGUGCGGAACAGAAAGAACCGAUCGCUCGAAACGCUUCUCGAUUCGAACCAAAACAGAAACACAGUACUAACCAAUGGUGGCAUCAAAGUGUGACAAAAGAUAGCUGUACAGGGACCUUUUCUUACACAGUUUCAAGACAUAUCUAUACAUUGUUAAAGAAAACAAAAGAAAAAAGGUAUACUUUAAUUGAGUUUGGUGUUUUGAAUUCUUGUUCUGGAGUUGAAUGGCAUUUUUCCACGUUGAGAUUCUGCUUAAUCAUGCUGUCGCAGUUGUAAGGAAAGUUGUUUGUCAUUCUUGUAAUAAUUAAUUUAUUUAUCAUGUUCUUGUAUACAAUUAAAAUCAUUUUGUAUAUUUUAUAAUAUAUGGGAUUGUUAAAGCUUUUUCUC
Molecule: messenger RNA, 2807 nt
Organism: Sesamum indicum (sesame)
Lineage: Eukaryota; Viridiplantae; Streptophyta; Magnoliopsida; Lamiales; Pedaliaceae
Product: protein KINESIN LIGHT CHAIN-RELATED 3
Molecular function (GO): protein binding
Source: RefSeq, a predicted model, not a curated record